Molecule: messenger RNA, 1242 nt
Organism: Pipistrellus nathusii (Nathusius's pipistrelle)
Lineage: Eukaryota; Metazoa; Chordata; Mammalia; Chiroptera; Vespertilionidae
Source: the annotation of a GenBank genome assembly
AUGGUGUGCUUCCGCCUUUCUCCGGUGCCCGGCUCGGGGCUCCUUCUGCUCUGCCUCCUUCUGGGAGCUGUCUCAUCUUAUGCAUUAGAACUUAAUUUGCAGGAUUCAAAAAAUGCCACUUGCCUUUAUGCAAAAUGGCAGAUGAAUUUCACAAUAAGUUAUGAAACUACAAGCAAAAGUAAUAAAACUGUAACCAUUUCAGACCCUAGCAGUGCAACAUAUAAUGGAAGCAUCUGUGGUGAUCAUCAGAAUGGUUCCAAAAUUGAGGUGCAAUUUGGAUCUGGUUUUUCCUGGACUGCGAAAUUUACAAAGGACGUGUCUACUUAUUUAAUUGAAAGUAUCUCAUUUUCCUAUAACACUAAUGAUAACACAACAUUUCCUGAUGCUAAAAAGAAAGAAAUUUUUACAGUUCAUGAACCUGUGGCACUCAAAAUUCCAUUGGAUGAGAUCUUUAGAUGCAAUAGUAUAUUGACUUUAGGAAUGAAAGAUGUUGUCCAGCACUAUUGGGCUGUUCAUGUACAAGCUUUUGUCCAAAAUGGCACAGUGAGCACAAAAGAGUUCCUGUGUAAUGAAGAUAAAACUUCAACCACUGUUGUGCCCAUUGCUCCCACAACUUUACCAUCUCCUACUCCUACUACAACACCUGCUCAAAAGGAAAAGCCAGAGAUUGGAUCCUAUUCAGUUAAUAAUACCAAUGGUACUUGUCUUAUGGCUACUAUGGGCCUGCAGCUGAACGUGACUCAAGAUAAGGUUGUUACAGUUAUUAACAUCAAUCCAAAUACAACUGACUUCACUGGCAGCUGCCAUUCUCAAACUGCUCUGCUUAGGCUAAACAGCAGCAACAUUAACUAUCUUGACUUUGUCUUUGCUGUGAAAAAUGAAAACCGAUUCUAUCUGAAGGAAGUGAAUGUCAGCAUGUAUUUGGUUAAUGGCUCUGUUUUCAGCACUGCAAAUAACAACCUUAGCUACUGGGAUGCCCCCCUGGGAAGUUCUUAUAUGUGCAACAAAGAGCAGAUGAUUUCAGUGUCUGGAGCAUUUCAGAUAAAUACCUUUUAUCUAAGGGUUCAGCCUUUCAAUGUGAAAGAAGGAAAGUAUUCCACAGCUCGAGACUGCAGUGCAGAUGAAGACAAUUUCCUUGUGCCCAUAGCAGUGGGAGCAGCGUUGGCAGUAUUACUUAUUCUUGUGUUCCUGAUUUACUUAAUUGGUCUCAAGCACCAUCACACUGGAUAUGAGCAGUUUUAG